AUGGAACUCUUAGACAUUAUCAUGUUCUCUUUCACCCUCCUUUUCUUCCGCUGGUGGUGGACCCGCUGGUCCAAAACCGGCGGCGGUGCCAAAAACCUCCCACCCGGACCACCAGGUUGGCCUAUCGUCGGCAACCUCUUCCAAGUCAUCCUCCAACGUCGUCCUUUUAUGUACAUCGUUCGCGAUUUACGUCUAAAAUACGGUCCAAUCUUCACCAUGCAAAUGGGUCAGCGCACGUUGAUAAUCGUCACAAACGCUGACCUAAUCCACGAAGCCCUAAUCCAGCGAGGCCCACAGUUUGCUAGCAGGCCUAAAGACUCUCCCAUCCGACUCAUCUUCAGUAUGGGAAAGUGUGCCAUCAACUCCGCGGAGUACGGCCCGCUCUGGCGCUCACUCCGCCGUAACCUCGUCACUGAGAUGAUAUCGCCGCUGAGAGUAAAACAGUGCAGUUGGAUUCGGAAAUGGGCCAUGGAAGCCCAUAUGAAAAGGAUCCAAAAAGAAGCCCAUGAGAAAGGUUUUGUUGAAGUAAUGAGUAACUGCAGACUCACCAUUUGUAGCAUUCUCAUUUGUCUCUGUUUCGGUGCGAAGAUAACUGAAGAACGAAUCAGAGACAUUGAGAGUGUUCUCAAAGAAGUCAUGCUCAUUACUCUUCCGAAGCUUCCAGAUUUUUUACCCGUUUUAACUCCGUUAUUCCGUGGACAUGUGAAAGAAGCGAGGAAGCUGCGAAAGAAACAGGUGGAGUUAAUAGCACCGUUAAUAAGAAAACGGAAAGCUUACGUGGAGAGUAACGGAAAUAAUGGAGAUCCAGAGAUGGUGAGUCCGGUUGGGGCUGCAUACGUGGAUUCGUUGUUUGAGUUGGAAGUUCCUGGGAGAGGAAGGUUAGGAGAAGAGGAGUUGGUUACGCUUGUGUCGGAGAUUAUCAGCGCCGGGACUGAUACGAGCGCGACGGCGGUGGAAUGGGCGUUGCUUCAUUUAGUGAUGGAUCAAGAGAUUCAAGAGCGGUUAUAUAAAGAGAUUGUUGACUGCGUUGGAAAAUGCGGUGUUGUUAUGGAUAGUGAUGUUGAGAAAAUGUCUUAUCUCGGUGCUAUAGUGAAGGAAACAUUCCGGCGACAUCCACCGAGUCAUUUUGUGCUAUCGCAUGCAGCGACGGAGGAGACGGAGCUUGGUGGUUACACUGUUCCGGCGGAUGCGAGUGUUGAGUUUUACACGGCUUGGUUAACGGAGGAUCCGAGUAUGUGGAAGGAUCCAAAUGAGUUUCGACCCGAGAGGUUUUUGAAUGGAGAUGGAGUUGACGUGGAUGUAACCGGAACUAAAGAGGUGAAGAUGAUGCCGUUUGGUGUGGGGAGGAGGAUUUGUCCGGCGUGGACAUUGGGAACUUUGCAUAUAAACAUGUUGAUGGCAAAAAUGGUGCUGGCGUUUAGGUGGUUACCGGUUCCGAAUAACCCGCCCGACCCGACUGAGACAUUCGCUUUUACUGUUGUUAUGAAGAAUCCUCUCAAAGCUGUUAUUGUCCCUAGAAUAAUUUAA
Messenger RNA from Lathyrus sativus (Indian pea), 1527 nucleotides. The record is from the annotation of a GenBank genome assembly. NCBI's taxonomy places the organism in Eukaryota, Viridiplantae, Streptophyta, Magnoliopsida, Fabales, Fabaceae.